This is a messenger RNA of Ficedula albicollis (Collared flycatcher), 1587 nucleotides long. RefSeq names its product MPN domain containing (gene MPND). The transcript has 12 exons. NCBI's taxonomy places the organism in Eukaryota, Metazoa, Chordata, Aves, Passeriformes, Muscicapidae. The record is from RefSeq and is a predicted model, not a curated record. Bases 1 to 1515 code for a protein of 504 amino acids. Gene Ontology annotation, molecular function: metallopeptidase activity; polyubiquitin modification-dependent protein binding. Gene Ontology annotation, cellular component: BRCA1-A complex; BRISC complex. Gene Ontology annotation, biological process: double-strand break repair.
AUGUCCCCGUGUCCCCCAGCCGAGUCCCCCUGUGCUCGGGUUCCCCAGCCGAGUCCCCCAGCUGUGUCCCCAUGUCCCCGUGUCCCCCAGCCCGUUCCUGGGGCGGCCGCCUCCCCCGGCGGGGACGAGUGUCUGGAGGAGGAUGAGGAUGAGCUGGAGCCGGGGCUGGACGAGGCGGAGGCCGAGCCGGAGGUCGGGAGCGGCGCGAAGGCGGCGGGGGGGCCCCGGGGCGCCGUUCUGACCCGCAGAGGGAUCACGCUGAGGGUCCUGCUCCGAGACGGGCUCCUGGAGCCGGGCAGGGGCGUUCUGUCCAUCUACUACCUGGGCAAGAAGUUCGUGGGGGACCUGGGCUCGGACGGGACGAUCACCUGGCAGGAGACGGGGCAAGUGUUCAACUCGCCGAGCGCUUGGGCCACGCACUGCAAGCGCCUGGUGAACCCCGCCAAGAAGUCGGGCUGCGGCUGGGCGUCCGUGCGCUACAAGGGCCAGAAGCUGGACCAGUACAAAGCCGCGUGGCUGCGCAAGCACCAGCCCAACGUGCCACCCCCCGAGGAGAGCUUGGCCAGCGAGGGCGAGGAGGAGGAGCUGCCCGAGGAGGAGGAGGAGGAGGCGGCGAGGGAGGGUCGGGUGCCGCUGCCGGAGCCGGCGGCUCCCAAAAAGCCGGAGGAGAGGAGCAAGAAGCAGCAGGGCAAGAGCCUGGCGGAGCCGGCGGGGACGGAUCCCGGCAGCGCAGGGAAACGGCUGGAGGUGAAACCCCGGGUGCCCGUCCGCUACUGCACCCUGGGCACCCGCGACUCGGCCAGGAACCCCCAGACCCUGGUGGAGGUGACGUCCUUUGCCGCCAUCAACAAAUUCCAGCCCUUCAACGUGGCCAUCUCCAGCAACGUCCUCCUGCUCCUGGAUUUCCACAGCCACCUGACGCGGAGUGAAGUGGUGGGGUACCUGGGGGGGCGGUGGGACACCAACACGCAGUGUAGGUGGGGAUUGGGGGGGGGGGGGGGGGGGGGGGGCCAGAGCCUGUUCCUGCGGGGGCUGUCGCUGGUGGGGUGGUACCACAGCCACCCCUUCGGGCCCGCGCUGCCGUCCCUGCACGACAUCGACGCGCAGAUGGAUUAUCAGCUCAAGCUGCAGGGCAGCGGCAACGCCUUCCAGCCCUGCCUGGGGCUCAUCUGCGGGCCCUUCUACCACGGCAACCCCGGCGCGGAGUCCAAAAUCGCUCCCUUCUGGGUGAUGCCACCGCCAGAGCAACGCCCCAAUGACUACGGGAUCCCCAUGGAUGUGGAGGUCACCUACAUCCAGGACGGAUUCCUCACCAACGACGUCGUGCAGGAGAUGACGCUGCUGGUGGAGUUCUACAAGGGGGCCCCUGACCUGGUGAAGUUCCAGGAGCUGUGGAGUCAGGAUCAGACCUACCUGGACAAGCUGAAGGGCUCGCUGGCCUCCCGCACCCCCAAAGACCAGAGCUUCACCCACGUCCUGGAGCAGAUCUUCAGCCUCCUCAAGCUCAGCGGGUGAGGCCCGGGGCCGCGGCUCGGCGCAGGAGGAUCCCGCAGCCCGGGCGGGGCUCCCGGAGCUGCCCCGGCCCCG